Pseudomyrmex gracilis is the source of this 1411-nucleotide messenger RNA. Its product is annotated as protein tipE-like. The record is from RefSeq and is a predicted model, not a curated record. Gene Ontology annotation, molecular function: sodium channel regulator activity. Lineage: Eukaryota; Metazoa; Arthropoda; Insecta; Hymenoptera; Formicidae. Gene Ontology annotation, biological process: regulation of sodium ion transport. Bases 383 to 1411 code for a protein of 342 amino acids. The transcript has 7 exons.
UCGGCGAUCGCGGCUAAAGCCGACGUCGCAUGCGCAGAUUCGAUUUCAGGUGCCGUGACGAAAGUGGCGCGGUAGACGCAUAUUGUGAAGAUAAAUGUAUAUUGUGAACAGUAAUGUGACAUAGUGUAUUUUAGUAAUGUGAAAAAGUUAAAAAGAUUAGUAGCAGAAUAGAAAAACAAGGAACAUAAAAAAGUAAAAGAUGUGAAUAAAGAGAAUAUACAGCAGAAAAAAAUAGUCCAGAUUGGAUACACAUUUGCAUUUUCUACAUGAAAGAUUGUUCCUUCUUUUCUACGUUUGACGUGAAGAUAAGCAGCGAGCAUACCGAGAACAAGAACAACAUUUAUAAAUCUUCAGCACAAGAUUAAGACUGUCGUUCUCCGAGAUGGCAGACGAAAAGGAAACACAGACGCUUUUGCAGAAGCUACUGUUUUACACAACCGCGUUCUUCAUCCUCCUCGGCACCUUCAGCUUCUUCGCUUUCCUCUUCUUGGUUCCGUUUGUUAUCGAUCCAGCCUUCACUACUAUUUUUAUGCAAUUUGACACUCGACCUGCAGAGUGCGUCACUAUCACCGUUGAAUCCAGAAGAGGUGUGAGCAAUUGCUCAUGGACAUCCUGUAGAGAAGGUUGCACUAGAGAGCUGUAUUAUUGUACGCAAAUACUCGUCAACUAUAAACUACCAGAUAACUCAUCCGAACAGUCAGAUGAGAAAGGCGGAUUAGAAGGAGGUGUCGAGGACGACGAAAAGAAUAAGCGGAUGUUGCACUACGAGCGUUCCUUCGAUGAACAUGUCGAGAAACUUGACAGAAAUUUUGCCGAAGAUAUGGACAACGGACUGCCGAAACCUUUGUCUACAGGUUUUUUAAUCAACGACUCUGACUGGUAUUUUACCGGUGCCAAGCUGUUUCCCAACGUAAAAGGCUGUGGAUACCCUCCAAAGCUGAAUUGCACUAUUUUCUUUGGAGAAUAUGGUAACAUAGGACAAAACUUUAGCUGUUACUAUUCGACAGUGGAUCCCGGGAUAGUCAUCACCGAACUCAACAUGUGGCAGGUCUCUAUCUUGUCCGUAUCCGACAUGACGUUAAUUGAAUUGCUUCGUAAUUUGAUGUGUAUCAUCUCGGAAACGGAUCUCUUGAAAAAGGAAGAUUCUGUGUCCAAGACUUUGACAACUGUAUUUGGGAGUAUCUUUGUUAGGAUGAUGAAAAAUUGGAUACCGAACAAUUAUAAAUUAAUCACGAUGACAACUAGAGUUAUUCCGUUAACCGACAGCCACAUCAACAACAGUUUUGAUUUGGUCUAUAAACUAGGCAACGUUGUGGUGCAGCCUAAUGACGUUCUUCUGUCUUUAGACGUGGUCUCAUUAUUUACGAACAUUCCGAUUGAUUUGGUCAUGCGAAGCAUCAAGAUUAGAUGA